Messenger RNA from Dendronephthya gigantea, 3794 nucleotides. Its product is annotated as metabotropic glutamate receptor 2-like. Gene Ontology annotation, cellular component: membrane. Gene Ontology annotation, molecular function: adenylate cyclase inhibiting G protein-coupled glutamate receptor activity. The record is from RefSeq and is a predicted model, not a curated record. The transcript is spliced from 3 exons. Gene Ontology annotation, biological process: regulation of synaptic transmission, glutamatergic; G protein-coupled glutamate receptor signaling pathway. NCBI's taxonomy places the organism in Eukaryota, Metazoa, Cnidaria, Anthozoa, Malacalcyonacea, Nephtheidae. The coding region runs from base 613 to 3312 and encodes 899 amino acids.
UGUGCCCAAGAUAAACUGUUCUUCAUUAACAGCGAGUUGCAGCUGAAUUGCGAGUCUUGAUGGUCUUGAUGAGGAGAAUUGUGAUUCAUGACGAGUUAAAAUGAACUGUUUAAUCGCGUGAGGCUCGUGUGUUGUUGAGUUGAACCGAAUUUUCUUGGUUAUUAGUUGGGUCGAAUUGGUUCAGAAUGAAGCUGUUGGCCCAAAGUUCAGCUACUAUUUUAGGCUAUAUAGCUAGAUAUAUAUAGAAUACUGCAAAUCAAAGUCCACGUCUUUGCGAAUCUGGUCUAGUCCAGGUCCUCAGUCCAGAAUUUUACAUGUUUAAACACAAACAAUAUUGUACCUGUGGACGAAUUGAAGUAUUUCCAGUUAAACUUCCGUCAUCUGUCCAUACUCUGAGCAUUGCUUCAGUGGUUGCGCGAUGCGAAACAUCAUACGCAAAUUGACACAACCCAACCACUUGCUCGCUUAACACUUGUGAUACAGAUGGCAAGAGAAAUUUCUCGACGAUUAAAAGCAAUUUAAAGCUAGCAAUUUACAAAGGAAGGAAGCAAGACCACGAGAAGUCAAAAAGGCAAGCAAAGGAUCUCAAACUAUUUAAAACGUCCAAACAAAAUGUCGAAAAUGUGGAUACUAAUUCAUUUUCUUCUGAUUUUUGUUGACGCGAAUGCACGAGAGACGGAUAAAAUCGUAACAGACGGAGACAUCAUCCUUGGUGGACUCUUUCCCAUACACAAGGAGGGCGAUAAAGAAAACAUCUGCGGGGAAUUCAAUGAAAUCCCUGGGUACCAGUACAUGGAAGCGAUGCGAUACGCCGUGGAGAAGAUCAACAACCGGACUGACCUGCUUCCCGGAAUAAAACUUGGUACGAUCAUCUACGACACUUGCCGAAGUCCUACGAUUUGCGCAGACAAAACCAAGGAGUUCAUUCAGCUCACGUUGAGCGAGAACAAAGCGAAAAGCCGACUUGCGGGAAUCAUCGGCCCAUUCGUCAGCGGAAAUUCAAAAAUCGUUGGCAGUUUCUUGCGCGUGUUCGAAAUUCCGCAGAUAAGCUACGCGUCUCUUUCGGUUGAACUCAGUAACAAGGACAUCUAUAAUUACUUUUUCCGGACAGUCCCCCCCGACAGCUUUUUCGCGGAAGCGCUCGCUCAGUUGUUGGAGAGAAUGGGUUGGAAUUACGUGUCGUUGAUUUACUCCAAAGGAACGUACUCGGAGACUGGGGCCCAGGAAGUUAUAAAAGCCAUGAAGAAACGAAAGAUAUGCUUGGCGAAAAAGUUUCGUUUGACGCGAUUUCCGAAGAAACCCGAGUAUCAACGAGUGAUCGCCGAGGUCGCCGCGGCGAAGGAAGCGAACGUGGUGGUCUUUGUUACGAUUCAACGAGACUCCAGGGCACUGCUCGAUGCAAAACGGGGUCAACCUCUGGCCAAGAGGCUCUUGAUCGUGGGCAGCGUUGCCUGGAGCAACCGAGAUGACAUCACCAAUGGCCUGGAAUCAACCGCGGACGGCACGAUAACUUUCUCCCACCGGGAGGGGGAAAUGACCGACUUUGAAACGCAUUUCCGUUCGUUAAAUCUGACCAGCUACAAUGCCAGCUACAAAAACUGGUUCCAUGAAUUUUGGCAAAAGCAGUUUAAAUGCUGUUUCAACGAUUCUUCCGUCUCUUUAUGUAAAAAGUAUCCUAAUAUUUGUACUGGAAAAGAAAGUCUACUUUCCACGCAUAUGGAAAUCGCCCCGGUUCGUGUGGUAAUAAACGCAGUAAAUGCAAUGGCCUAUGCCUUAGAUAACAUGCGCAAGGCUGUUUGUCCAAAUGCCAAAGGCAUGUGUGAGGCGAUGCGAGAACUAAAGCGAACGGUUCUUCACAAAUUUUUGAAAAACGUCACCUUCCCCGAUUCGUCGUUCGGCUGGCCAAUCAAAUUCGACCAAUACAACGAGGUCGAGGGAAACUACACCGUGCUGAACUUCCGGGCAUCAAAAGACACGGAGACAAAUGACGAGGGGGAAAAAGGCCCGGUAUACACUUACGACCUGGUCGGAACUUGGGUUGGAAGCAUCGCAGCAAAUGGCAAGAUUAGCGGCCAAUUUGACAUGAAUAUAUCGGACAUUCGCUGGGUUAACGAAAACGCCUCGCGACCAUCAUCGAUAUGCAGCGUAGCGUGCAGCGAAAAGCACAUCACCGUGCAUCGACCCGGAGACGCGAGCGAGUGCUGCUGGGAUUGCAAGACGUGCCCGAAGCGUGAAAUCAUUACAAAUAACACGUGCGUCCCAUGCCGUGUCGGAUUCGUGCCGAACGAGCCGUUGUCGAAAUGUUCAAAGUUGACAUUGAUAUACGUGGAUAUUAAUUCCCCCAUCGCAGUUACGCUGAUAAUCAUCUCCAUCAUCGGUAUUCUGGCAGAUUUUGCAGUGCUCGGAGUGUUUUUUGUGAACCGUCACGAACCGCUCAUAAAAGCGUCGGGUCGGGACAUGUGUUACAUCAUACUUUUCGGCAUAUUCAUGAUAUUUCUCGUCCCAAUCACCUCGCUGGCAAAGCCCACGGCCGGCCUGUGUUAUUUCGCCAGGUUCUUGAUGGGCGUUUCUUACACGACGUGCUACGCGCCGCUGUACAUGAAAAUUUGGCGCAUCUAUCGAAUAUUCAAAAGCUCACACGAGAUGAAACGUAUAACGGGUCUCAUUGGUCGGAGGUCGCAGUUCCUCACGACGUUCGGGCUCAUCGCCAUUCAAAUCUUGUUCUUCAUUUUGAUAUCGAGCACCAACCCCCCGGAUCUGAUGGAAAAGUUCUACGCCGACAGGGAGGAGCUACACCUCGAGUGUUACAUUACGUCGUCGGUGUUCAUCGCCUACCUGUCGUACAACGUCGUACUCAUGCUGCUCUGCACAGUCUACGCGUUCCUCACACGACAAUUUCCGAAGAACUUCAACGAGGCCAUGUACAUCGGCGUGACGAUGUACCUCACGUGCGUGGUCUGGGUCGUGUUUCUCGCGAGUUUCCUCAACGUUGACGACAGCAUAAAGCGCGUGUACUGGAUCUGCGGAGCGAGCGUUGUGAUUGGUUGGAUUACGAUGCUGGGACUUUUCGCGCCAAAGGUUUAUCACGUAUUCACGAAAAAGAACGUGGACGAAAGCGCUUUGAUCACGUGGAGAAAUUCCGUCCUAAAACGCCUGGCAAGUGGAGGCAGCACUACAGAUGAGCCAACGUCACCCGGUCUCGUUAUGCCCAACCCAUUAGCCUUUCAUGGUGGAGAAAAACUUCAGUUAAGCGUUCCUAAACGACUGUUGAGUGCCUCGGACAAUCACGACAAACGAAACAGCAAACUAUAAGACGCAUGCGUACACGCAUGCAAAGGGUUUGGUUAACUUGUAAAAAACUAACGACAUAGAGACGGUUCUGGUUUUGAUAGAGAUCUGUGGGUUGUAUACGACUUCUGUUCAUCAAACAAUCCUGUUUUGGAACGCAGCUGUUGUAAUCUAAUCGUAGUUGAUGUAUUUAUUUUAGCCCUACACUUUGCAGUGUGCAGGAACGUAACACGUGCUUAAACGCAGCUCGCGACCCCCGUCCUUGGCUACGUUCCUGUCUCUGUUGUAUGUUUUCUAAUUUUCAUGUAGCCAUUUUGCAUCGUAUCGCUGAACUGCCGAACCAUUCACAAAUAAAUCGCAAUAGCACUAUAUCAAUAUCCUCUACCAACCCAAGCUUUUUAGGCUAAAAAGAGCUAUAUAUAUCUAUAUAUUAAAGUUUAGACUUUUAGUAAAGAACAGAUAGAGAAAAGAGCUACAUAUUUCUAUAUAUUAAAAGUUCAGAAUGU